This is a messenger RNA of Colletotrichum lupini, 552 nucleotides long. RefSeq lists its product as uncharacterized. NCBI's taxonomy places the organism in Eukaryota, Fungi, Ascomycota, Sordariomycetes, Glomerellales, Glomerellaceae. The transcript is spliced from 3 exons. Bases 1 to 552 code for a protein of 183 amino acids. The record is from RefSeq and is a predicted model, not a curated record.
AUGGCUACCUUGAGCUGGGAUGCAGAAGGUGCAGAGCUGCGAGCCCGCACCAUCCCGUCCUUAACUGCACCGCUGAUGGUCCGCUGCACCCCUCCACCGUCGCCGGCACAGCACAGGCAAGUACUCCGUACCUACCUCAAGGAAGGCAGGUACUUCGUCAUCGCACCCGACCCUGCCUUCCUUGCAUUGGGUUGGGUCACUUGGCCAUUCACAUUGGGCGCCGGGCCUCUGUUCACUGAGACUGAGUAUGAAGCAGCACAUGGCGGGCAUGAAAAGAAUGGCAUCAUCUACCUUACCUUGGCUCACCUUGCCUUACUGUAUGCCUUGGGCACCGUAGGUCAUGCGCCCGGCAUGCACGGCCCAUGCCCGGUAGCCAGCUCCAUCAAAAGUUGUUCCAAGGCUGAUGCCCUGAGAACUCAGCACAGCGAUAAUCCCCUCACUGCUCCUAGCCCAUCCCGACGGGUCGACCAGCUUGUCAACUGGGAUAGCGCUGUCCGGAGCAAAUGCCCCGACCUAGAGCCAUUUGUGACCCCAUCUUGCACUGCAAUUUGA